Molecule: messenger RNA, 1818 nt
Organism: Mollisia scopiformis
Lineage: Eukaryota; Fungi; Ascomycota; Leotiomycetes; Helotiales; Mollisiaceae
Product: aquaporin-like protein
Exons: 3
Coding region: 1-1818 (605 amino acids)
Biological process (GO): glycerol transmembrane transport; water transport
Cellular component (GO): plasma membrane
Molecular function (GO): glycerol channel activity; water channel activity
Source: RefSeq, a predicted model, not a curated record
AUGGCAGCAAGCCAGGCCAGAGAAUCACAACCAAAUAGACCAGAAGCCGAAUCUACGAACCGUACAAACAGAAAAACACGACCAUCCAAUUCCUCUAGACAGCGAGAGACGACAUCCAAACAGUCUACGAACACUCAAAAGACUCAAAGAGCAAGCCACUGCCCCAAUCGACCAAAUCAUCCAACUCUCCACAGUGCAUUACCUCGAAAUCUCCCUUCCAGACUGCCACCUCUACAACGACCGCAAUACUCACUCGCAGGGAAUGUUGGUCCGCAAGCCCAUGCCCCGAGCUAUGUCGAUCCAAGAUACUACGACUGCAAUCCAAGUUAUCGAAAGCAGAAAGACGCACCAGUAUGGGGGCUUGCAAAACCUCUACCAAGAGUCGUCCGGCCUGGGAUGCGGAAAGGCGGUCAUGAUACACGAGAGAAAGAUGGAGUGGUAGAGAACAUGGAUGCGGAGAUAGAUGCACCAGGCAGUGCUGAGGCAAUUCCACAAGUAGGGAUGAUUGAUGAGCAGAGACAAGGGGAAGGGAAAAAUCCAAUUGAAGAGAAGGCAAGGACUGAAGCGGACCGUGGCUAUGGACAUCAGAUCCGGCAAGGAAAAGGCAGACAGCAAAGCAGGAGAAGUGGGAAUAUCGCUGGCCGUCUAAGAUCCGAGACCAGUGUGGUGGAUCGCUAUGGUACACCAAAAGAUGAAAGAAGUAAUCCAUUGGAAGAGUGGAGGUCUCGGACUACCUCUCCAGGCUCGGAUCCAUUUGAUGAUGCCAAGGGGGAUAUGGCCAAUAGGAGGCUUAGCUAUUUGUCAAGCUUGAGGGAAAUUCCAACAGGUCAACCCUCUGUCUAUGAUUGUCAGGAGCAAGCAGACAUUGAUCUGGAAGCUGGGAACAAUAUUGAUGAUUGGCCUCUAGAAGAUGGCGAGGCAGAAGAAUAUAUAAGAGAAGAGGAGGACAUGCAUAACAGCUGGCCUUCAAUACGAGCCCGAUUCCGAGAACCACUGGCAGAGUGUCUAGCAACCAUGAUAGCCAUCCUUAUUGGGCUUUCCACCAAUCUUUCUGUUCAAACGUCAAACAAUACGAAAGGAACCUACUUCUCUGAAAACUGGGCAUGGGGUCUAGGCGUCACCAUUGGGAUCUACAUAGCAGGCGGCAUUUCAGGAGGUCAUCUCAACCCCGCCAUUUCCUUGACUCUCUGCCUUUACCGUGGCUUCCCUCUUCGGAAAGCAGGAAUAUACAUCUCAGCUCAAAUCCUGGGUGCUCUCAUCGCUGGUCUUCUUGCAUGUGGAAUCUACAAAGACGCCAUCCUCCAUUUCGACUCUGAAGCGGCGUCACAGGUGCUGAAGGAGUUUCGACAACACCAGUUGGACUCUAUGCUGGUGGAACCGGAUUAUCAUUCUACUCGCAACCAGCAGACUUCGCCGGUGCAGGAGCAGCAUUCGCCAAUGAGAGCAGGAAUGCAUGCUUUUAUCGUAGGUCUCCUCGUCACAGCUCUGACAAUGGCGUUUGGCUUUAACACUGGGGCAUGCUUGAACCCAGCGAGGGAUUUCGGACCAAGGUUAGCAACUGCAAUGGUUGGUUAUGGAGGAAGUGUUUUCACGGUUCGAGAUGCGUGGUGGUUUUAUGGUGCUUGGGGCGCAACGAUUACUGGGGCUCUGGCUGGUGGUGGUCUUUAUGAUCUUGCUAUUUUUGUGGGAGGUGAGAGUCCGAUCAAUUAUCCUAGGGGCAGGAGGAGGAAGGUCCAGAGGAAGUGCCAAGGAGGGUUUGAAGAUGAGGUGGUGGAUUUUCAAGAAGGAUAUGGAAAGAGGUGUCAAGAGGCAAGUUGA